Molecule: messenger RNA, 737 nt
Organism: Megalobrama amblycephala (Wuchang bream)
Lineage: Eukaryota; Metazoa; Chordata; Actinopteri; Cypriniformes; Xenocyprididae
Product: non-classical arabinogalactan protein 31-like
Exons: 3
Coding region: 94-699 (201 amino acids)
Source: RefSeq, a predicted model, not a curated record
CGUUUUAGUGUAGUUUUGUGUGCCUCGUUUUCACUCCUGACUCACUCAGUACAUUUUCUAGCAGAGUUCGUUGUGAGCUCGCAGAUCGAGAGGAUGACAGCUCGAGUGUACUGCUUGAGUGCUGUUUUGUUGUGUUUGUCUGCAUGUUUGAGCACAACAGACGCUGGAGUAGCAGCAAAUCCAGAAGAGUGUCCAUGCAAAACCUCUGGAGUGGAAAAGUGUGUGAAGCCUGCCGCCGAGCCACCCAAGCCUCCAAUGAAGCCUGCCGCUGAGCCACCCAAGCCUCCAGUGAAGCCUGCCGCUGAGCCGCCCAAGCCUCCAGUGAAGCCUGCUGCUGAGCCGCCCAAGCCUCCAGUGAAGCCUGCUGCUGAGCCGCCCAAGCCUCCAGUGAAGCCUGCUGCUGAGCCGCCCAAGCCUCCAGUGAAGCCUGCUGCUGAGCCGCCCAAGCCUCCAGUGAAGCCUGCCGCUGAGCCGCCCCAGCCUCCUGUGAAGCCUGCCGCCGAGCCACCCCAGCCUCCAGUGUGUGGCGGAAGCUGUCCUCAACCUCCCCAUCAAGGUGAUGGCCACGGUGGACAAGGAGUAGGUCUAGGAGGUUUCCUAGGACACCUCCUAGGAAAAGUCCUUGGACAUGGACAUGGACAUGGACGCGGACACGGUCAUGGGCACGAUGGUGAUGGACACAUUGGAUGUCAGUCAUAGUGUAUUAUCAACAAAUAAAUCAUGUUUAGUGAAGUGUC